UCUCCAGAUCUCCUGCUGCUGUGAUUCGAUCUGAGACCCGGGCCACCCAAGGGGCAGUGGACGCUCGUUGGCCCUGGGUUCUGUAAAGUCCCGAAGGUAAAUCUGCCCUGGAGCCGGGCAGUUUGAGCGAGAGGGAAUCAACGACGGGGCUGGGCGGCUGGAUGGCAGCGGAGGGGAGCGUCGCGCGGCUAGUUUCCCAAGAAAGCUGAACUCGUCGCAAAGUUUCCUGUGCAUCAGCUUGCACCCUGCGUAUUGGUGGCGGGCUUUUUCCGUGCGGGUGGUCUUUGGGCGCUGGAGAAACGUGGAGGCAAGACUAACCCGGUGCUGUUCCCUCUCGGGCUGACCUCUGAGUCUCCGCUAUGGACAGCGAGAGUGAUGUGGAUUUUUCUAGCAACAGCUUAACUCCUUUAUGGCGGAGACGGUCAACUCCUCAGCCUCAGUUGCUGGGCCGGAGCAAGCCGAGGCCCCAGUCCUACCAGAGCCCCAGCGGACUGCUGAUCACGGAUUUCCCAGUGGAGGACCGAGGGACGCUCCCCACUGUGCAGACUCCUACCCAGGUACCCACCGCUUCGGAGGCCAGGACAGUCCAGGGGAACCCCCUGCUGCUGUGUACUCAUCGUAGGGUAGUGGCCAAUGGGAGGACAGCCUCCCCGGAAUACAGAGCUGUCUCUCCUCGGCUCCGACGGCCCAAGUCUCCGCAGGCUCCCAAAGCGUUGUCAGAGGGCUCCCCGAAAUCCCCAGCCAAUGGCACAGUGACCUCGCCCAUGCCGAAGCCGCUGCGCCCGCAGCGGACUCCUACCUCGCCCCCUUGCUGUAACCAGGAGGGAGACCUGGCCGGAUUGACCACCAGCCCCCGGGGGCUUUUGCCUGCUGCAAAUGGGCUCAUCCCUGAUACUGACUCCCCAGGCUCCGGUUCGCAAUCUGGCCAGACGACUAAGGACCCUGAGCCGGGACCCUCGAAACUCUCUCCUGUGCCCCAGAAAAGGUCUUUGGAACAAAAACUCCUCCUCCAAAGGCUGCCCUCACAGGAGAACGAGCUCCCAGAGAAUCCUUCAGUGGUUUUGAGCACAAACAGCCCUGCCGCCCUCAAAGUGGGGAAGCAGCAAAUCAUUCCGAAGAACUUGGCUUCGGAAAUUAAAAUAAGUAAAUCCAACAGUCAGAAUGUGGAGCCCCACAGGAGACUCCUUAAGGUGCGCAGCAUGGUGGAGGGCCUCGGAGGGCCUCUGGGUCCCGCCGAGGAAGAAGGUGAGGCGGAGAACGACGUGGACAGCCCUGGGUCUCUGCGGAGAGGCUUGCGGUCCACGUCCUAUCGCCGGGCCGUGGUCAGUGGCUUUGAUUUUGACAGUCCUACCACUUCAAAGAAGAAGAACAGAAUGUCCCAGCCCGUUCUGAAAGCGGUGAUGGAAGACAAGGAGAAGUUUUCCAGUCUGGGAAGGAUAAAGAAAAAAAUGCUGAAAGGACAAGGAACAUUUGAUGGGGAAGAAAACGCUGUCCUGUAUCAGAAUUACAAAGAAAAGGCUCUUGACAUUGACUCUGAUGAAGAGUCGGAGCCCAAAGAACAGAAGUCAGAUGAAAAAAUUGUGAUUCACCACAAGCCACUGAGAUCCACAUGGAGCCAGCUCUCUGUGGUGAAAAGAAACGGAUUAUCACAGACAGUUAGCCAGGAGGAAAGAAAGAGACAGGAGGCUAUCUUUGAAGUCAUAUCCUCUGAACACUCAUAUUUACUCAGCUUGGAGAUCUUGAUACGAAUGUUUAAAAAUUCUAAAGAACUGAGUGAUACGAUGACCAAAACAGAGAGUCACCAUCUUUUUUCCAACAUUACGGAUGUCUAUGAGGCAAGCAAAAAAUUCUUUAUGGAGUUGGAAGCAAGACAUCAAAGUAAUAUCUUCAUCGAUGACAUAAGUGACAUUGUGGAAAAGCACACAGCAUCCACAUUUGACCCGUAUGUGAAAUACUGCACCAAUGAAGUCUACCAGCAACGAACACUACAGAAAUUGUUAGCCACCAACCCAUCUUUUAAAGAAGUACUGUCACGAAUUGAGUCCCACGAAGACUGUAGGAACUUACCGAUGAUCUCCUUCCUCAUUCUCCCCAUGCAGAGGGUGACCCGCCUGCCCCUGCUGAUGGACACUAUCUGUCAGAAGACACCUAAGGACUCUCCGAAGUAUGAAGUCUGCAAAAGAGCCUUAAAGGAAGUGAGCAAGCUGGUUCGACUGUGCAAUGAAGGAGCUCGGAAGAUGGAAAGGACUGAGAUGAUGUACACCAUUAACUCCCAGUUGGAAUUUAAAAUUAAGCCUUUUCCUCUGGUCUCCUCUUCCCGGUGGCUGGUGAAAAGAGGUGAAUUGACAGCGUACGUGGAGGAUACUGUGCUCUUCUCGAGAAGGACAUCUAAGCAGCAGGUCUACUUCUUCCUCUUUAACGACGUGCUCAUUAUCACCAAGAAGAAGAGUGAAGAAAGUUACAACGUCAACGAUUAUUCCUUAAGAGAUCAGCUAUUGGUGGAAUCUUGUGACAAUGAAGAGCUUAAUUCUUCUCCGGGGAAGAACAGUUCCACAAUGCUUUAUUCAAGACAGAGCUCUGCCAGCCACCUCUUUACCCUGACAGUCCUUAGUAACCAUGCGAGUGAGAAAGUGGAAAUGCUGCUAGGGGCUGAGUCGCAGAGCGAGCGGGCCCGCUGGAUCACCGCCCUGGGACACGGUAGCGGGAAGCAGCCUCUGGACCGAACCUCACUGACCCAGGUGGAAAUCGUUAGAUCGUUCACUGCCAAACAGCCAGACGAACUCUCCCUGCAGGUGGCAGACGUGGUUCUCAUCUAUCAACGGGUCAGCGAUGGCUGGUAUGAGGGGGAACGACUGCGGGACGGAGAGAGAGGCUGGUUUCCCAUGGAAUGUGCCAAGGAGAUAACCUGUCAGGCUACGAUCGACAAGAACGUGGAGAGAAUGGGACGCUUGCUGGGACUGGAAACCAACGUGUAGCCUCUCGACGGCCUUCCCUUACUGCGAGAUUUGCACUGCCUCAACAGGGGGCUGCGUGGUUCUGGGCCGGCUUUGUUGUGAAUUUGAACACAGCCUGUUUCAUGAAAAGAAUGAAAACACUUGCCUUUAAGCUCUCUCAGGAGAACAGCUUCCAGUUGUAGUUCGUUCACGAGGUCCAGCGUAUGCACAGCCGUCCCCUUGCAAACUUCCUGAGGGCUGCAGCUAGCUGAGCAGUCCACUUCAGGGACCAGCCUCCCAGCUCCUUCUAGGCUCACCGUUUCCUGGCAUGAAAAAUGUGUAUCAGAUGCAUAUACUAGAUGAGGAAAGUGUUCUUUCCUUGCUCUGCCAAGAAUGUUACUGUUCCUCUUUUAGCAUUUCCUUUAAAUGGUUUUCCCAGUAUUAGCAAGAGCUGUUCUUAAAGAAUGCCCAGUUUUGUAGAUAUUUUUUCUGUGUCUUGUAUUUUAAAUGAUUCUAAUGGUAUGAGGAUUUCAUAAGGAGCAGGUAGAGCUCAAAAAGUGAGCUGUUGAGUUUUUCUAAACUUCUUCCCAGGAAAGGGAAAUUGACACUUGAAUUUUUGCCACCUCCUUCCUCCUUAGCAGAGAAACUUAGAUUUUCUUUUUCUAUCCAUCUCACCCAAUAUUUGUAUAGCCUGAUAAAACUCGAGCUACUCUAGUAAGGUAGAAUUUAGAUGGUUCACCUAAGUGACAAAAUCCUGACUAUAGGACAGGGGUCAUACUUUAUUUAAUAUUCCCAAAGGAGCUGAUAAACUGACAUGAGGCUGCUUUGCCUUUAAAAAUUUUGCUUUGAUAAUUUCUUUAAUAUUUUUGACUGUUCCUACUCCUGGUUCCAGACAGGCAAUUGGCUGAAAUACAGUCUCAAGGAAGAUAAAAUUUAGGCCUCACCAAGGUAUCAAGAUGCCAGCCUGACACCUAAUUGAAGCAUAACAUUUUGGUCUUAAUGGGAAUCUGUUUGAUAUGUACUAAGGGUCUUGCUUGCUGGAUCUGGAGGCUCUCAACUGCGGGUGUCUGCAGAACUUCAUUUCUUCCGCUGGUGCAAGGAGAGAGAAAGAUCGUUUUAAUAGUAUAUUUCAUAGACAGGGAGUGAGUGAGGGUUUGGAAGAUGGAGAGAGGGGAAAGUAAUUUUUACUGGCAGCUAUGUUCUGCUCUACUCCAUUUUCUUCCGCAAAGGGACAAAGGCUGGCAAAGGGUACAUUAUUCAAGGACUCAGAUCUGUGUGUGACAUGUCACAGCUAUGCCUGCCAACCAGGUACCCAAAUCGUGAGUGAAGUUGGUAAAGCAGAGGCCCAGUGUGGGAGCCCAGUGUGCUUGGCUCACCCCCUGCGUCUUGCCAACUCCACAGUGAGCCAGCGCGGUGCACCGGGGCCUUCUCAUCCCUGGUUCACUCUCCUUUACUUACGCAUACAGUUCUGGGGGGUAAGAGACAUGCCAGGCCCUGAGUUCCUUGAGGUCGGGCCAGUGAAGUGAUACCAGUGGGCCACAGCAAGAGAUGUCUCCAGGUUGGUAAACAAAGGCAUUGGUCGUCUCUUUCAGGUCACAGACCUGUUAGGAGAGGUUAAAAAGUUGUGAUCUAAUUUCAUGUGAUCUUUGAAUUUAGGAAGGAAGGUAAAUCCAUUGCUUGCAAAGGGGAUCAUUUUGUAUGAGUUUUGCUAAUAUCCAUUUGAAGCUAUAAAGCAACUGUAGGAAUCCUGUGAAUUAAUUUGUAAGUAGAGAUGUUAAAGUCUUGGAAGUAUGUGCAUUUUAUAAAUCAAAGCCUUACUUAGCAAGCAGUUCGUACUGUUAUUAGAAUGUUAUACAGCAGGUAUUUAACAUUCACAAUGUUUAAUUUCAACAGUGAGUUGUAAUUUUUACAUGACACAGUACUGUUUUCAAACCUAAUUCAGUUUCUAUGAACAGCUUCUUGGACUUGUAUGAGGACUUCAUUCAAUGACCUGUGGAGAACCAUACUCAUUUUUGUCCCAAUGAAUUGAUAUUGCUUGUAUACUUUUGGUGACAUAAGUGAAUUUAUAAAGAUUUUGUAUAUACUUGUUCUUUA
Molecule: messenger RNA, 5027 nt
Organism: Suricata suricatta (meerkat)
Lineage: Eukaryota; Metazoa; Chordata; Mammalia; Carnivora; Herpestidae
Gene: ARHGEF26
Product: Rho guanine nucleotide exchange factor 26
Exons: 15
Coding region: 360-2975 (871 amino acids)
Biological process (GO): activation of GTPase activity
Molecular function (GO): guanyl-nucleotide exchange factor activity; protein binding
Source: RefSeq, a predicted model, not a curated record